This is a messenger RNA of Grosmannia clavigera kw1407, 2871 nucleotides long. RefSeq names its product beta-glucosidase 1 precursor. Bases 1 to 2871 code for a protein of 956 amino acids. Gene Ontology annotation, molecular function: beta-glucosidase activity. The transcript is spliced from 2 exons. The record is from RefSeq and is a predicted model, not a curated record. NCBI's taxonomy places the organism in Eukaryota, Fungi, Ascomycota, Sordariomycetes, Ophiostomatales, Ophiostomataceae. Gene Ontology annotation, biological process: glucan catabolic process.
AUGGACGAGUCCAGACAGGGCCUCCUCCAACCCGAGAGAGAGGCCCGGAGCUCUUCUGAGGGCAGCGAAAACGAUCACGAAUCCGAUCUCGACGUCACCGAAUACCUGAGCUCCGAUGCAGAACUCCAGCGCAAUUCAUUCUUUCUGCUUCGAUGGCGCCAAGCCUGCCUUCCUCGACGAUGGGUCCGAUCCCGACACUGUCUCGUCGCUCUGAUCUCGUCUACGGUCUUGAUUGCCGUCUUCGCUAUUGUCGGUGGAUUCGCAUACAAAAAGGUUGCGGUAGAGCCAGAGUACGGACUGUCGCCACCUUGGUACCCCAGCCCCAAAGGAGGAACGGCCAGGUCGUGGGCAGCGAGCUACCAAAAGGCAUCCGAAAUGGUCCGCCGUAUGACGCUUGCCGAGAAGGUCAACAUCACAACCGGCACCGGCUGGGAGAUGGGCCUGGCCGUCGGUACAAAUGGCCCUGCGGUCAACGUUGGCUUUCCCCAGUUGAAUCUUCAAGACGGGCCUCUCGGCCUCCGGUUCGCAGACAAUGCGACGGCACUGCCGGCCGGCAUCGCGGUGGGGGCCACAUGGAACAAGCAGCUCAUGUACUUGCACGGCAAGGUCCAUGCUGAAGAGGCCCGCGGAAAGGGCAUCAAUGCCAUCCUGGGUCCGUGUGUCGGCCCGCUGGGUCGAUUGCCAGCCGGUGGCCGGAACUGGGAAGGCUUUGGCUCCGAUCCCUACCUGCAGGGCGUGGCUGGUGCCCAGACGAUCCUCGGCAUCCAGAGUCAGGGCAUCAUGGCCACGAUCAAGCACUUUAUCGCCAACGAGCAGGAACACUUUCGGCAACCGUGGGAAUGGGGCCUGCCUAACGCUCUGAGCUCCAACAUUGAUGACCGGGACUUGCAUGAGGUGUAUGCUUGGCCUUUUGGCGAUGCCGUCAAAGCCGGAGUUGUCAGUGUCAUGUGCAGCUACAACAUGGUCAAUAACAGCUACGCAUGUGGAAACUCGAAGCUGCUGAAUGGCAUCCUAAAAGACGAGAUGGGCUUCCAAGGGUUCGUCAUGUCUGACUGGCUUGCCCAACGUUCUGGCGUCUCGACCGCUUUGGCUGGCCUCGACAUGACCAUGCCUGGCGACGGUCUCGGCUGGCAGAAUGGCCAGUCUUUGUGGGGCCCAGAACUGACGCGAUCUGUUCUGAACGAGUCUGUCCCGGUCGACCGUCUCAACGACAUGGUCACCCGCAUUGUUGCGGCAUGGUACCAGAUGGGCCAGGAUGCACCGUCUUUUUUCGAUGGCGAGGGGCCCAACUUCUCAUCCUGGACAGACAAACAAAUGGACAAGCCGUUUCCGGGCAGUCCGUCGCCUCAGACGCUGGUCGAGGUCAACAAGUUUGUCAAUGUCCAGGGCAACCAUUCCAUCGUCGCUCGCCGCGUUGCCGCAGAAGGCAUCGUGUUGCUGAAAAACACAGACGGCUACCUACCUCUGGGUGUCGACGGUGUUUCGUCUUCCCAGCACCACGUGGUCAAAACGAAGCAUAGAUCAAACUCCACAGCUGCCGGCGCAGCCAAGGUGAAAAUUGGCAUAUUCGGCGAAGACGCCGGGAGUGGUCAAGGACCCAAUGCCUGCGUUGACCGUGGCUGCAACCAGGGAACGCUUGGGUCUGGCUGGGGCUCUGGUGCUGUCAACUUCCCGUUUUUGGUCCCUCCUGUCGACGCUCUUCAUGCGGCCUUUGACAAGGAAAAGGUUGACCUUCAACAGCACCUGAUCAACAAACCCAAACCCGAGACAUACGCCGAUAUGGACGUGUGUAUCGUCUUUGCCAACGCCGAUGCAGGCGAGGGCUACAUCUCCUCGGGAGGUAUUGCUGGCGACCGCAACGACCUCCUCCUGCAAAACGGAGGUGACGACUUGGUUUAUGCCGUGGCAAACGGCUGUGGCCAUGGAAGUGGGAAAGUUGUCGUCGUUAUCCAUGCCGUUGGGCCGGUGCUGGUCGAGCGGUGGAUUGACCUGCCCAACGUCAAGGCCGUGCUGCACGCCCACCUACCCGGCCAAGAAAGCGGAAACGCCAUUGCAGACGUGUUGUUUGGGCUCGUCAACCCCAGCGGCAAGCUUCCCUACACCAUCGGCCGGUCCUUCGAUGAUUACGGGGCAGGCUCCAAACUCAUGUACACGCCAAACGGAGUGUUGCCACAGCAAAAGCUGGACGGAGACAUUGACUACCGCUAUUUCGACAAAAAUAACAUCAGCCCACGAUUUGAGUUCGGGUUCGGUCUUUCGUAUACGACGUUCGAAGUCGGCAACUUGACUGUGCACGGGCUGAAGCCAAAGAGCCCUCUUCCAGCUCCUCGGCCGUCCUCGGCCGUGUCGGUACCAGAAUACGACAACAGCCUUCCUGACAAAAAGGAAGCCCUUUUCCCAUCUGGGUUUCGGAAGCUGGCAAAGUAUGUCUAUCCUUACUUGGACUCUGUAGACGACAUUGUGGUUCAGCCAUACCCAUACCCCAAGGGCUACCACGAUACCCAGCUCCUAUCAGGUGCCGGUGGUGACGAGGGUGGAAACCCUGAUUUAUGGGAAACGUAUGUCACGGUCACCGUUGAUGUGCAUAACACCGGUCCUCUCUCUGGACAAGCCGUGGUGCAACUGUACCUGGCUUAUCCGCAAAACGCUGCCUAUGCUGCCGGUGUUGCAUUUCCCGUGAAGGUAUUACGCGGCUUUGAAAAAGUGCAGCUUGAUGGAUCCACAACGCAGUCGGUGGCCUUCAAUUUGACCAGACGUGACCUCAGCUACUGGGAUAUACAUCGACAAAAUUGGGCCAUGUUGACUGAUGGCCAAUAUGGGUUUUUAGUUGGACAAAGCUCUCGGGAUCUUCCUCUGAAGGGCAGUUGGUAA